UUCAUUUUCUUCCCAAAAGCAGAAGGUUUUAUUUUUAAAAUAAAGCUGUUUGUUUGGAACAUCUGAGCACUGCUUCUUGAGGGACCACAGAGAUGAAUGGCUUGGGAGCCCGACUGGGAAGGCAUACGCUCACCCUCCUUUUGCUGUUCCUUUUUCAAAUUCAGAUCCUCUGUCUCAACGUUGACAGCCGCCCUCCUCCUGAUGUCUGCUCCACACACACGGUUUUACCUGGACCGAAAGGGGAUGACGGUGAGAAAGGAGAAAAAGGAGAAGAGGGAAAGCAUGGAAAAGUGGGCCCCAUGGGGCCAAAAGGAACUAAAGGAGAACUGGGUGAGGUAGGAGACCAAGGCAUCCUUGGCAAAAUUGGACCAAUUGGUGAAAAGGGUGACAAAGGGGAGAAAGGCUUGCCUGGUGCCUCAGGGGGAAAGGGCAGAGCAGGUACUGUCUGUGAUUGUGGAAGAUAUCGUAAAGUUGUUGGACAGCUAGAUAUUAGCGUUGCACGGCUCAAGACAUCCAUGAAGUUUGUCAAAAAUGUCAUAGCUGGGAUUAAGGAAACAGAUGAAAAAUUCUAUUACAUUGUACAAGAGGAGAAGAGCUACAGGGAGUCCCUGACCCACUGCCGAAUCCGUGGAGGAAUGCUAGCCAUGCCCAAGGAUGAGAGGUCCAAUCAAGUGAUUGCUAAAUAUGUCUCAGACAGUGGCUUCUUCAGGGUGUUCAUUGGGGUGAAUGACCUAGAGCGGGAAGGGCAAUACGUGUUCACAGACAACACUCCACUACAGAACUACAGCAACUGGAAGGAGGGUGAGCCCAGUGACCCCUAUGGCCAUGAGGACUGCGUGGAGAUGCUGAGCUCUGGCCACUGGAAUGACACGGAGUGCCACCUCAGCAUGUACUUUGUCUGUGAAUUUGUGAAAAAGAAAUGAUCUUCUGGUACCACUUCCCUAUGGUUAUGACUAAACUUUGGAAUAACCUUUUUUACUCAAUAUGUUUUGAUUCCUCUCCCCACCCCCGCCAUCAUAAGCAAUGUCAGGUUGAAGCUUGGGAUAUUCAUAACCACUCUUCCCUUUAGUGCUAAAAACAAAAACAAAAACAAACCAAAAGAAACAAGUGAAAACUUUGCCGUUACUGACUAAAACCCUCACCGGAUAACAUGGGCAUCUAGGGAAGGUUUAAGUUCGUGUGCGUAUACAAUUUUAGAUUAGACUAUCUUUUUGAAAUUUCUCUACUUUGUUCCUUAUCCUACCAGGGGUCUUAGAGGAGUCUCAUGGGAAAUCGAGCAAGUGACCAGCGACCUUCCAAGUAUUCAUUCAUUCACACUGACUUUAUUAUAGUUCAGACUCUCAUCACCUCUCACUCAGACUCUUACAAUAGCUUCCUAAUUGGUCUCUCUGCUCUCACUCUUCCCUCUCCAAUCCAUUCUACACACAGCUGCCAAACUGGUGUUCCUCAAACACAGAUAUGACCAUAUUGCUACUUUACUUUGAAGUCCCUAUUAUCUCUAGGAUAAAGUACAAAAUUCUCAAUCCACCACUAAAAGGCCCCGUAUAAAUUGGCUAUCACCUACCUUUCCAUUUUUGAUUCCUAUUACUUCUCUUCACUGCAGGCUUCAUUGCAACUAGCUUGACACCACAUUCCAUCUCCUGUCUCAGCUUCUUUGCACAUUAUGUCUCCUGGGUCUGGAAUAUAUCCUCUCCUCAUUUCUGGCUCAGAACAUUCAUAGUUUCCUUCACAGUUAAACUCAGGUGCCAUGUAUUAAACAAAAUUUUCUUGAUCCUUGUAGUGACUUGUCAGUCAAUCAGUGAAAAUACUUAUUAUGUGCCAAGAAUUUCUAAGUGCUGGGAAUACCAAAAAAAAAAAAAAAAAAAAAGACAGACCCUGCUCUUGAAAAACUCACCUUCUAAUUUGCUGAGCAAGAGAAGAGCUACAGGGAAUUAAUGGACAAACAACUAUAUACAAACAAGCUAAAUACAUGAUAAAUUUGAAGUAACCAAUAAAAGGAAGGCACUAGAAUUAAGGGUGAUCAGAAAAGGCUUCCUUUAGAAGGUGGCAUUUUAUCUGGGACUUGAAGGAAGCCAGACAAGCUAAGAGGCAGAGAUAAGGAAGAAGAGAAUUCCAUGCAUGAUGGGGGAGGCGGGAACGAUAAAAGUGCCCAUAAUCAGGAGAUGCCCUGUUCAGAUCACAGAGUACCUGGGGGAGUGAAGACUGGAAAGUUGGGGGGAGGGGACAGGUUAUGAAGGGCUUCAAAGUCCUCCAAAGAGAGGGAUUUAUAUUUGAUCCUGAAAGUGGUAGAGAGCCACUGGAGUCGAUUGAGUAGGAGUAGGGAUAACAUGGUUCUCAUUUAUACUUUUGGAAAAUCACUUUCUCCCUCCCAAAAUUCCUUGAUCCAGAGCUGGAAGGGAUCAUCAAAGUCAUUAAGUUCCAAUCCCUUCAUUUUCCUGAGGAAAACAGAUUUGUAGUACUUUCUAUAUAAAGAGUAAGAAACAAUCUAUUCCUUCAAUCAGUUUAUAUCCUAGUAAGAAAAUAAGAUAUGCCAAAGUUGAAAGUUAAAGAAUAGCAAACAUUGGCCACACCCCUUCUUUUAUUCUCUUAAUCUAAUCCCCACUGAUGACAAAUAAAAUUUCUUGGUUUUAAA
This is a messenger RNA of Trichosurus vulpecula (common brushtail), 2632 nucleotides long. It is a transcript of the gene COLEC10, whose product is annotated as collectin subfamily member 10. Lineage: Eukaryota; Metazoa; Chordata; Mammalia; Diprotodontia; Phalangeridae. The record is from RefSeq and is a predicted model, not a curated record. The transcript has 6 exons. The coding region runs from base 93 to 923 and encodes 276 amino acids.